Molecule: messenger RNA, 1962 nt
Organism: Lachancea meyersii CBS 8951
Lineage: Eukaryota; Fungi; Ascomycota; Saccharomycetes; Saccharomycetales; Saccharomycetaceae
Source: the annotation of a GenBank genome assembly
AUGCCCGCGAAUUCCACUCAGUUUAAAGGCCCUGCUGAGUCUCCAACACUUCCCAGACUUCCAGUUCCUGCCCUUGACGACAGUUUGAGGCGAUAUUUGGAUCGCUUGGGCCCGCUACAGGACCCUGAAACCCAUCUCCAAACGCGAGCUGCUGUCCUCGGUGAUCAAAAUGUGAGCUCCCUCUCGGAGCUACAUCAAGAACUAAUAGCGUACGACCAAGAGCUCCAGUCAGAAAAUCCCAACUCUUCGUACAUCGAACAGUUCUGGUACGAUGCUUACUUGCAAUUCGAUGAAUCCGUGGUCCUCAAUGUGAACCCCUAUUUUGAGCUUCGAGAUGAUCCUACGUUAGGCCAUUUAAGCAGCUCGGGACCUUACGGUGAAAUUUCAAGGCUAGUUCGCAGAUCUGCAAAUCUAAUUUUAUCGACGAUCUCGUUUGUCAAGGAAAUUCGGAGUAGGACCCUGAAGCCCGACUGCGUGCGAGGAAAAAGUUUAUCAAUGGAUCAAUACGAGGUGCUCUUUGGGUCAGCCCGUAUUCCUCCCGAUGCUGCUGGACAUUCAUGUCAACUCCGGACAAGUGUAAAUUCCACGCACAUCAUCGUCAUGUGUCAUUUUAACUUUUACUGGUUUGACGUCUUAGACGCUCAACACAACGCACUCUUUACACCGCAGGAACUGGAGCGCGUCCUAUAUGCGAUUGUCAAGGACACAGAGAGUUCAAAUGAAGGGCCUGAGCCUAAUUACCCAUGGGGAGUUUUCACGACGGAAAAUCGCUCAGUCUGGUCGAACAUCAGGGACUAUAUGGUGCGAAACCCCGUUUCUGCCAAUAAAAAGAAUCUGCAAAUCAUCGACAGCGCCUUGUUUGUCCUGUGUCUUGACAAUGUUCAGGUGGACAAGCCCGUAGAUCUGGUACAAGAAAUGUUGUGCGGUACAUCCAAUGUCGACCUGGACCAGUCACAGGGAAAUUUGGAAUUUGGUUUUGGAUCUCCCACGGGAAUCCAGCGCGGUACAUGUCUCAAUCGAUGGUACGACAAAUUGCAGCUAAUAGUAACACGCAAUGGGAAGGCAGGCAUCAAUUUUGAGCAUACUGGUGUGGACGGAUACACAGUGCUACGGUUGGCCACUCAUAUCUACACUGAAUCCAUAUUACUAUUUGCGCAUAGCAUCACAAGACGGCACUCGGAUCUUCUUGCACUGCCCAGCAGCAAUGAGGGUGCAAAUUAUGUCAGAGUUCCCCGCAGAUUGGAAUGGAAGGUGGAUUCGUAUCUACUUUCAUCGCUUCAUUUCGCAGAGACUCGACUUUCUGAUUUGAUAUCCCAGUUUGAAUUUGCAAGGCUAGACUUCAGCGGCUACGGAUCUCACAAGAUAAAGGCUUUGUUCAAAGUCUCGCCCGACGCGUUUGUGCAGAUGGCUUUGCAGGCGGCCUUCCAUGCGCUUUACGGCAAAUUCGAAGUGACUUAUGAGCCCGCUAUGACCAAAGGAUUUCAGAAUGGACGGACUGAGGCAAUUAGGACCGUUUCUGAGCAGUCUAAACGGUUCGUAGAGGCGCUAAACCGGGGCACGGCUUCUGAAGCGCAGUUGAAAACAUAUCUUAAGGGUGCCUGCGACAAACACUCUUCCGUCACGCGGGAGUGCGCAGCUGGAAUGGGACAAGACCGGCACCUGUACGCACUGUACUGCAUUUGGAAGGAGCGAUUUCAGGAUCGCAUGCCCAAGCCUACGAUUUUUGAAGAUGGAGGGUGGAGUCUACUUAAUACGAGCGUCAUCAGCACAUCUAAUUGUGGAAACCCUAGCCUACAAGCGUUCGGUUUCGGGCCAGUUUGUGCCAAUGGCUUUGGUAUUGGCUACAUUAUACGAGACAAAACGAUAACGGUUGUAGUGUCAUCCAAGCACAGACAGACCGAGAGACUUGUUGGGCUACUCGGCCAGUUUUUUCGUGACAUGGAUGCCAUUUACACAGGUUAA